This is a messenger RNA of Aquila chrysaetos chrysaetos, 3788 nucleotides long. RefSeq names its product heat shock transcription factor, Y-linked-like. Bases 2628 to 3788 code for a protein of 386 amino acids. Gene Ontology annotation, molecular function: DNA-binding transcription factor activity; sequence-specific DNA binding. NCBI's taxonomy places the organism in Eukaryota, Metazoa, Chordata, Aves, Accipitriformes, Accipitridae. The transcript is spliced from 2 exons. The record is from RefSeq and is a predicted model, not a curated record. Gene Ontology annotation, biological process: regulation of DNA-templated transcription.
GCGAUGAAGGGGAGGAAUACGUCACCGAAGGCCACGCCUCCCUCCCCGCCUCCCGGCCUGGCCGAGCCGCUCUUAAAGGGGCCGCGCAGCUGUGUGGAGUCGGCUGUGAGACAGCGGCGCUGUGGGCCCCACCGUCCCCAUCUACAGGGCAGGGACAGGGGUCCCCUUUCCCCCUAUGGAGAGGGCGUAUCGGUCCCCCCUUUUCCCAUAUGCAGGGCACUAAUGGGGGUCCCCGAUCUGUCAGGGGGCUUGUGGGGUCCCCACUUCCCUGAUAUGCAGGGCACGGGUGGGGUCCUCCUUCCCCACGGGUCUGGGGGGUCCUGGGGUCCCCCCUCCCCAUAUACGCGGUGUUGUUGGGGUGUGCCAUCCCGUGGUUCGGGGGUCUUGUGGGUGUCCCCCUUCCCCAUGUACACGGCAAUGACGGGGGUUCACCUUCCCGUGGGUCGGGGGGGGUUGUGGGGUAACCCUCCCCCAGCUGCCAGGCACAGGUGGGGGUCCCCCAUCUGCCAGGGCACUUGUGGGGUCCUCUAUAUGGCAGGGGCUUGUGGGGUGCCCCCUCCCCAACAUGCCAGAUACUGAUGGGCUCCUCCUUCCUCAAAUGCAGGCAGGGAUGGGGGUUCCCUCUCCCCACACCCCGGGGUGCUCAGGGGUCCCCCCACGGCAUCCCCCCUCCCUGGGGACACCCCCUAUCCCUGGCCACACUCGGCCAUUCCUCAUUCCCACCGAUGAGCAACACAUCCCUCUCGCAGAUCCCUAAAUGCCAUUUUUGGGGACUUAUUUUUAUCGUUUCGGUUGACACAUCAGAUGCCUAAAUCGCACCAAACCCCAGCAGAGGCUCUCGGGAACAUUUCAGCUUUAGCAGCCACCACCCCCCUAAAAAAACCUCCACCAUCACCCGCUAAAAAAUUAAUACUGCGUAUCUGCAACGCCAGCAGCUGGAUUCCCUAAAAAAACCCCCACCAUCACCCCCUAAAAAAUUAAUACUGCGUAUCUGCAAAGCCAGCAGCUGGAUUUCCAACCACGAUCCUGCUCAUUUGACAAGUAGAGUUAAAUUUAAUUAUUUAUUCCUUCGUGCCCUGGUGUAGGAGUAAGUGCUCGGGAACAUUUUGUGAAAAUAAGAGAGUUCUCUAAAGCUUGUUAGGUUUUAUUGCCGAAUCAAAUAAACAAGGGGGAUAAAAGCUUUGCAUUAAUUUUUCUGGUUUAUGUCACGCUUAAUAGUGGUCUUAACGAUCUCAGAGUCCUUUUUUUGUUUUUUUCCCCACUUUAUUUGUCGAUCAGGAAAGCGCUGGGGCAUGCAAUGCUGCUCUGCCUCCAACGCCGGCGGCUUUGCUGCAGGAGUAAGAAAAAUGCAAAAUAUUGAGGGGUUUAAUAGUGGUGAGAGAGCAGAGGGGAGAUGCUGGCAAGGAGUUUAUCACAGGUUACAUCUAGUAGGCUUCUUGGUUUGCUCUUGUGUAAGGGAGGUCUGAGUGCUAGGGGUUAUGGGGGGAUAAAAUGGCUUCAACAUGUCCAGGCAAAUUUAGCUGCUAACACAGGCUGUGAGUUUUAAUUUCAAAGUGGUUUGAUCUUCGAAAAGCACACGCAGUUGUAGAGGAGCCCCCUCCAACCUCAAGCAAUGUCCCUGCCCCACCACCCUUCUUCUCAUCCCCCCGGACCCAGAAAAUGCAUAGGUAUGAUACUUAACUCCCCCUUUUCACACCCAAAAGCUAUGUUUUUGGAAUGAGAGUCCCUCCUGCAGCAGUGAUUUUACAUAUCGGUGUUUUCCAUUGCACGUCACCCUCCAGGGAGGUAAAUAUGCCGCCUGUGGCUCUUCCUUCCCAUCAGCAAAAGGCAGCAGUGGAGCUGAGUGGCUGUUUACCAGUCUCCACCAGCGAUACUCAUGAAAAAAUAUUGCAUUGACUCCGAAAUUGUGGGAUGCUCAGCUGGAGGAUGGCAUUACCCAAAGCACGUUGUGGUGCUGCACCACGGCUGUGCACGAAAUAACUGAAAUCCUUGUUCUGAGCUGGUGCACCAGUUUAUUUCAAUUGCAGAGUAUAUUUAGGUGGCAUUUCACUUCUAGUUCAUCCUACGGAGCAGCACGGAGAGCCUGCUGAAAGCUGAGAGCAUCACCUGGGUACACAGACAGCCACGACAGAAGCAGCACUACUGAAAUCACAGGGCGGGUUUUAUUCCAUAGAAGAGGGGACAGGCAUUUCUGCACAGCGGGAAGGUGCCCAAGGGAAAAACUUCAGGUCUGGGGCACUUUGAUGCCCAACGCCGCAGCCUUCCCCAUCCCUCCCUGGGCACCAUCUCCCAGAGGCAACGGGAUGCAGCACUGCCCUAGCAGGACAUAGCAAAUGCAAACACAGUUGGAUUCACCUCUUGGCUCAAAACAGCUCUCUCCAUGAAAAGAAAGCAGGGCUUUCUAGCAAUUUCUUCUGUCUUCCACUUCCUGUUGCGACGAGACAGGCGCCACGCUGAGAUGUCACCGUGACGCAACACAGGUAGAUGACAGAUGACACUGUAGAACUUCCCAGGCAGCUUGCGCCAGGGCCCUUCAUCCUGCUGACCGGCAGGACGGAGCCUGGCUGGUCAGCGAAAGGGUCACGGCUGGAAGUUGCAGCCAAGCUGUGAAAAAAAAAAAAACUAAAAUGGAGCCGCCUUCACCAGAGACAUCCUGGGCUUCCGACCCAGAGGAGCCAGACUGGUGGGUGGCUUCAGCUUCUCCCAGCCACCCAGGAGGUGGUACGGGAACAUCCUGGGAUGAUGCCACCGGACCUCUCAGAGAAGAAAACACCUUUAAAAGUUUGCCUGAUGAAUCCUGGACCUCCAUCAUAUGGGUUUUUUUCUCAGAGGAGAGCUCUGCCAACACCAACCAGUCUUCAGCCUGCUCCUUCCUCAAGAAGCUCUGGAAGAUCGUCAGCAGCCAUCAUGUCCAGUCUAUCUGGUGGGGUGAUGAUGGAAACUGCAUCGUGAUUGCAGAAAAACUCUUCAGAAGGGAAGUGCUGGGGAGGAGGGGACCCCUGAAGAUCUUUAAAACCGAGUCCAUGAGAGGCUUCAUUUUCCAACUUAACCUCCAUGGAUUCUGCAAAAUGGAAGGGGAUUCUCUCAUAUCUGCCUCCAUCGAGGAGAUGCGAGCAGUAGCAGCAGCAGGUUCUGCUCUGGGCAAGCUGCUCUUCUACCACAACCCCUUUUUUAAGAGAGAUUGCCCUAACCUCCUCUGGAUGUGCACGCAAAGUGCUGGUGAAAGAAAGAGAGCCCCCGCUGCAUCCCCACUGGGCCCCAACUUGAAGGACAACCACCCGAGAAGAAGACGACCUGAUGCUCAGCCAGCGGUAGGAGCUGCGGAGGAGGAGAACGACACCCAGACAUCUGCAACCACCAUCUCCACACCGACCAAGCCACGGGCUGACACAACCGCCCAGACGGGCAGUGCCGGUCCAUCCCCACCAAAGCAGCACCGCAGCCACAGCCCCACUGGCAUCCAGGAGGCGGCUCCUGCUCCAUCCAUGGCUUCACCACACCGUGUCACACCUCCUGCCCCAAACACUCCCUUCACGCCAGCCAUGGGACUCCCCGCAUUUCCAUCUGGGCAGCCACAAUUAGUUGCUAUGCAGGUCCCCGGGGCUGGCCUGCCUCCAUUCUGCGCUCCAUGGUUUGCGAUGACCACACUGGCAGCACCAUCUGCUGUUCCCGUGCCAGGGCCACCGCACGGCCAAGCUCCAACCCAGUGCCACUGCCCGACCUGCACCUGCAGACCAAACACCGCAGCUGCCGGCGACGGGGUUGGACCUCAGCGGGGGCUGGACUAG